This is a messenger RNA of Melospiza georgiana, 9415 nucleotides long. RefSeq names its product potassium sodium-activated channel subfamily T member 2 (gene KCNT2). Gene Ontology annotation, cellular component: membrane. Gene Ontology annotation, molecular function: intracellular sodium-activated potassium channel activity. Bases 69 to 3593 code for a protein of 1174 amino acids. Gene Ontology annotation, biological process: potassium ion transport. The record is from RefSeq and is a predicted model, not a curated record. The transcript has 30 exons. Lineage: Eukaryota; Metazoa; Chordata; Aves; Passeriformes; Passerellidae.
GCUGCUCGGGCGCCGCGGCGGGGCUUCCCCUCUCUCCGGCCGGCCCCCUGCCCCCCGCUCCGGGCAGCAUGGUGGACCUGGACAGCGAGGUGCCGCCGCUGCCGCCGCGGUACCGCUUUCGGGACUUGCUGCUGGGCGACCAGGGCUGGCAGAGCGACGACAGGGUGCAAGUUGAAUUCUAUAUGAAUGAAAAUACAUUUAAAGAGAGACUAAAGCUCUUCUUCAUCAAAAACCAAAGAUCAAGUCUGAGAAUACGAUUAUUCAAUUUCUCUCUCAAGCUCCUAAGCUGUUUCCUAUACAUAAUUCGUGUGCUCCUGGAUGAUCCUACACAAGGACUUGGAUGUAAGGAAUUAAACCGGAGUUGUUCCAAUCAAAACUACACACCUGGAACAAUUGAUUGGUCUCCCAUUAUUUGGGUGAAUCGAAGCUUACCUUUAUGGGGAUUACAGGUGUCUGUGGCUGUAAUAAGUCUCUUUGAAACUCUGUUGCUAAGUUAUCUAAGCUACAAGGGAAAUAUCUGGGAACAAAUUCUGAGAAUACCCUUUCUCCUGGAAAUAAUUAAUGCUGUCCCUUUCAUCAUCACGAUUUUCUGGCCAGUCCUAAGAAACCUGUUUAUUCCUGUAUUUUUAAAUUGCUGGCUGGCAAAGCAUGCUUUAGAAAAUAUGAUUAAUGAUCUUCACCGAGCCAUCCAACGCACACAGUCCGCAAUGUUUAACCAAGUGCUCAUUUUAAUAUCUACCUUACUAUGUCUCAUCUUCACUUGUAUUUGUGGAAUUCAGCAUCUGGAACGAGCAGGAAACAGGUUGACUCUCUUUGACUCCCUUUAUUUCUGCAUAGUGACAUUUUCUACUGUGGGCUUUGGGGAUGUUACACCCAAGAUAUGGCCUUCAAAGCUGCUUGUUGUCAUUAUGAUCUGUGUUGCUCUUGUGGUGUUGCCCAUACAGUUUGAACAGUUGGCAUAUUUGUGGAUGGAGAGGCAAAAGUCUGGAGGAAACUACAGCAGAUACAGAGCUCAGACAGAAAAACACGUUGUGCUGUGUGUGAGCUCUCUGAAGAUUGACUUACUCAUGGAUUUCUUAAAUGAAUUCUAUGCCCACCCCAGACUGCAGGACUAUUAUGUGGUUAUUUUGUGUCCUACGGAGAUGGAUGCUCAGGUCCGAAGGGUGUUACAAAUCCCAAUGUGGUCCCAAAGAGUUAUCUACCUGCAAGGCUCAGCCCUAAAAGAUCAAGACCUAUUGAGAGCUAAGAUGGACAAUGCUGAAGCCUGCUUCAUCCUGAGCAGCCGCUGUGAGGUGGACAGGACAGCAGCAGAUCACCAAACUAUUUUAAGAGCUUGGGCAGUUAAAGACUUUGCUCCAAAUUGUCCUUUGUAUGUUCAGAUACUGAAGCCUGAGAAUAAAUUCCACAUCAAGUUUGCAGAUCAUGUUGUAUGUGAAGAGGAAUUCAAAUAUGCUAUGCUAGCUCUAAAUUGCAUAUGUCCAGCUACUUCUACAUUAAUCACUCUGCUGGUUCAUACAUCUAGGGGACAUACAGCCCCAUGGGAAGCUUUCAGACAACUCACUGGAACCAAGCAGACAUCAAACAGAGAGAGUCAGCAAUCACCAGAACAAUGGCAGAAAAUGUAUGGCAGAUGCUCUGGUAAUGAAGUGUAUCACAUCAACCUGGAAGAAAGUACAUUUUUUGCAGAGUAUGAGGGGAAGAGCUUCACAUAUGCUUCUUUCCAUGCACAUAAAAAGUUUGGAGUCUGUCUGAUUGGUGUUAGAAAGGAAGAUAACAAAAACAUUUUGCUGAAUCCAGGUCCUCGAUAUAUCAUGAGUUCUACUGAUAUAUGCUUUUAUAUAAAUAUCACCAAAGAAGAGAAUUCUGCUUUUAAGAAGCAAGAAAAGCAUAGAAAAAAUCAUGAAUCAAAAUUAUCUUAUCAUGGAGCUUCUAGGUUACCAGUACACAGUAUAAUAGCCAGCAUGGGGACCGUGGCCAUCGAUCUGCAGGACACGGGGUGCCGCGGGGCCAGCGGUGCCACCCUGGCGCUGCCCGCCCAGGGGGGCAGGGAGGGCAGGAGGCCCAGCAUCGCCCCCGUGCUCGAGGUGGCUGACUCCUCCUCCCUGCCCACCUGCGACCUGCUCAGCGACCAGUCCGAGGAUGAAACCACCCCCUCCGACGAGGAAGGCUCUGCAGGCUUUGAGUAUGCCAAAGGCUAUCCUCCUUACUCUCCUUAUAUUGGAAGUUCUCCCACUUUUUGUCAUCUUCUGCAUGAAAAAGUACCCUUCUGUUGUCUAAGACUAGAUAAGGGGUGCCAACAUAACUACUAUGAAGAUGCCAAAGCCUAUGGAUUCAAAAACAAAUUGAUUAUAGUUGCAGCAGAAACUGCUGGAAAUGGCUUAUACAACUUCAUUGUCCCACUGAGAGCUUAUUACCGACCAAAGAAAGAACUAAACCCCAUUGUAUUACUGCUGGAUAACCCGCCAGAUAUGCAUUUUCUGGAUGCAAUCUGUUGGUUUCCAAUGGUUUACUACAUGGUGGGCUCUAUCGACAACCUAGAUGACUUAUUAAGGUGUGGGGUCACCUUUGCAGCUAACAUGGUGGUGGUGGACAAGGAAAGCACGAUGAGUGCUGAGGAAGACUACAUGGCAGAUGCCAAGACUAUUGUGAAUGUUCAAACCCUCUUCAGGUUGUUCUCCAGCCUGAGCAUUAUCACAGAGCUAACUCACCCAGCCAACAUGAGAUUCAUGCAGUUCAGAGCCAAAGACUGCUAUUCUCUUGCUCUGUCCAAAUUGGAAAAGAAAGAGCGGGAGAAGGGAUCUAAUCUGGCAUUUAUGUUUCGACUGCCCUUUGCUGCUGGCAGGGUUUUCAGCAUCAGCAUGUUGGACACACUGCUUUAUCAGUCAUUUGUGAAAGAUUAUAUGAUUUCUAUCACAAGACUUCUGCUGGGACUUGACACCACACCAGGAUCUGGGUUUCUUUGUUCUAUGAAAAUCACAGAAGAGGAUCUAUGGAUUAGGACAUAUGCCAGACUGUACCAGAAGCUUUGUUCUUCUACAGGAGACAUUCCAAUUGGAGUCUACAGGACAGAAUCCCAGAAGCUCACAACAUCUGAGUCUCAAAUCUCCAUCAGCGUGGAGGAUUGGGAGGACACCAAAGACACCAAGGAGCAGUUCAGCUGCCGCGGCAACCACCGCAACUCCACCUCCAGCGACCAGUCCGACCACCCGCUGCUGCGGAGGAAGAGCAUGCAGUGGGCACGGCGCCUGAGCAGGAGGGCGCCCAGGCACUCUGCCAAAACUGCUGAGAAGAUCAACCAGCAGAGAAUGAACCUCUACAGGAGGUCAGAAAGGCAGGAGCUCGCUGAACUUGUGAAGAACAGAAUGAAGCACCUGGGCCUUUCUCCAGCAGGAUACGAUGAAAUGAAUGAUCAUCAGAACACCCUUUCCUACAUCCUGAUCAACCCUUCUCCAGAUACAAGAUUAGAGCUGAAUGAUAUAGUAUACUUGAUCCGACCUGACCCAUUGACUUAUGUUCCAAAUGCUGGAUCCAGCCGAAAGAACAGCUUCUGCAAUACAGUGGGACAGGACAACAGGGAGGAGACACAACUUUGAUAUGGAACUCACCACAACAUUCAGAGACAGUUUUGUACACAUGUUGUUUCCACUAACCAUUUUGCAAACUGAAUGGUAUAUUUUAUUCAGAUUUUGGAAACAAAAUGACAGUGGGUAAGUGACCAAAUGCAGAAAUGCGGUGCCUAGAAACUCUGAUUUCAGGGAUUGUCAGGUCUGUGGCCUGUUCAGUAUGGAAGUUGAACUUUGUCAGCCUAGCAGAAUGAUGACAACCUGUUGCUAUUUAACCCACAUGAACAAAUGUCAGAUUCUACCACGUUUUGCUUAGAUGCUCCUAAGCAUAUUUAGGUGGCAGCAUGUCAGUGACUGAGCUUCUGACCAGUAUCAGAUUAUCUGAUGCCCAUAGGGAGACAAUGCCUGAUUUGUAGUAGCAAAUAUGUUAAGACCUAAAGCUGCCAACAAGGCUUUGUGUGUCAAGAAUUCAGUCUUUGAAAUUAUUUUCAGUCUCAGCCUAUCUCCCAUUUUUUAUUAGCACAGAUUAGUUUCAGUCCCAUUUUAGCCUCCAGGACCUGGGUUUUUGUUCCCUGGGUUUACACAGACCAGGCUGAAUGACACAACCUGGUCACGCUGCAGAGGCUGAGAUUGAGACACAUCAGUGACAGAAGAGCCCAGCUGCAGGAAAGUCCCUCCCAUUUCACACAGGCAGCUCUCCCAACACUGGCAAAAAACUGGGGAGUUACUGUGUGAAGCUGCAUACAGGGGUAGCUCAGGUGAAACAAUCCUUUGAACCUUGGUGGGUUUUUCUAUAGAAACCUGAGUAGAUUAUAACACAGAAGUGAGAGCAUCCCUCUAGGGAAUGACUCCUACAACAAGCCCUUAACAUUUUCAUGAUUAUGCCAGAACUACAGUUUGUCCAUAGCAUUUCAUGCCUAGUCAUCCAGAUACCUUUUUACAUGAAAUUACGUAUCUCAUUGAAGAUUAAAGAAAUUUAUAACCCAUUCACAAAAUGAAUGUAAUUCCACAUAGUUUGAAAAAGCAUUAUGGAUCUAAAAACUCUGCUUUGGCAUGAGGUACACACAAAAGCAUCUGCUUGUGUAAGAAGCAACUAAAAUUGGUCAAGCUUUCUACAGAAUUAAGCAUGUCUGUCCGUGAUCUUCCAAAAUCAUUGUCACAAAUAGGGAAGAACAUACUUGAGGUUUUAAACUCCCUUCUGUUACAAGUGUCCAUAUAGACCCAAGUAAUUUUGCAGGUAGUCUAAUAUGGGAAAAAUUAUUAUUCUCUGAACUCUCUUGAUGUCCUAUUUGUAAAAAAAAAAAAAAAAAAAAAUCAGUCAAAACUGCUUGUAUUCUCUUCUAUAUUAAUUGGUGGAAGUACAUUCUAUUUCUAAAACAGAAACUACAACCAGAUUGCCCAGCAAGCAGCUCUUGAAUGUGAGCCUGUUUAUCAGCGUUGUACGGAUACUGAAAUCAAGUCACGUUCAUAUUAGGAAUGACAGCAAAUCUGCUUUUACUUCUUGCCUUCCUUUUAAUGAUUGCAAGGUUUAACAAUUCAGUGGUUCUGCUUAGAGUCCAUUAUUGCUCAGUGCUUUUCCACACUGGAGUCAUUCACUAGUUUAUUCACAGAUAAAGUAUUUCAAAUGGGCACUGUGGGAAACAAACAAUUGAAACAGCUGCACAGACUGAAGUCUACAUUUUUUCAGAAAGAAAAAGAAACAGUAUAUGGUACAGGAUCCUGUCCAAGACCUGCCAUAGAAGUUACCCAGAAGAGUUUGCAUGGGCAGUGUGAAUAACUUUUCUAUUUUUAAUACCUUCAGGGAGAAGACUCUAUUCCAGUUGAAUAUUUUUUUUAAAAAAUACAAGUUUCUUAAAAAGGUUCAUUCCAAAAUAUUAGACGGAUCUGUUGUUGCAUACGGAAGGCUUCUCCAAGGAGCCUCAAGGAGGCAGAGAGGCUUCCAGAACCAUGGCUAUCCUCCAGCAGGCAAGCUGGACACUCUGCUUUUAGCCUGAGUCACAGUUCACAGGAAUUCCUGUGUGUGUGUACAGCACACACCACUGAUUUAAGGACUCUCUGCCAAAAGGAUCCAUAGUGAGGGCUUGAGCCCUCCCAUUUAACAGCCCACAAAGCAGCAGAAAUAAGCAGCCAGCUGUGUCCAUUUGCCCACUUAACUCAGCAGAAUUGCUGCUUGGCUAGAUUAGAAUAGUGGCAUUUAAUGUGACCUGGUAUUUCUCCAGGCUUAAUGAAUUUCUAAUUGCUCAUUAGCCUCAGAAGAUUUGCUAAAGCAAACACAAAGACAGCUGGAGACACUUGGAGUCCCUAAAAUGAAUGCAAGGCAAUCUUUGUGAACCAACCACUUAGUUCUCUUCAAAAUCUGCUGGAAGACAAGCAAGGUAGUAAAAACUAACAACAGCUUCUGAUGAAGCAGAAGUUCUAAUAACCCAUGAAUAAAGUAUCACAAAGUUCAGCUGUUCAGAAUAAUGCUGUCUUUCAUGUUGAAAGCAGAACAGGUUUGCUUCCUCUGGAGUAUCUUCACAGACAGACUGCAUUCUAGUGGGAUUUUCAUCUUCCAAGACCAGCCUAAGCACCACUACAUUUUCCCUGAAUGAGACAGUAUGCACGGUCCCUCAGUGGCCAGGGAGGUGAUUCUUUAAUGGUCAUCCUGCAGGCAAUCUUAUGUUCACAAACUUUUUUCUCAUCAUGAUUAUCAGAAAUGUAACACAAGCCUAACUGGACUGGAGACCAGACUGAGGAACAGGAGUCUCAAGGCUCAGUGCUGGAGAAGGGAUGAUGAAGUUCUAGAAUGGGCAGGCUUCUGUUGAACAGAGGGGUGUGAGCAGGCAACAGUGCACUCAGUAGAGGGAGAAAUGUGGAGCUGCGAAAAAAAGAUUAUUUCUUUCUGUAUUAACUGUAUGUAUUUUUCCUCCUGGCUCACUUCUGUCAACAACCCAAAGAUGGCCCUCUUCCCCAGCACUGCCUUAGCACAGCCCAAGCAGUUUGGCACCCAGAGUCACAGACCCAGACAGGAAAGUGCUAACUGAUAAUAACUGCUUCAUUCUCAAGGGAAUUUCCAGCAAAGCCGGAACCUAUGAAAAUGUGUUACCUAGUCUGCAAUAAAAAAAGUCUCAAGAACUCUUUCACUGGCAUGCAGUGUGUUUCAUUAACUGUUUCACUCCAAUUCCACAACACAAUGAAUUCAGGUACAAAGUAAAAAGCAUAAAGUUCUUGAGUUUUUGAAACUUGCAAUGGAAAUGAAUAAUUGAAGUUGUGACAUUUUGUCUCAGUAAUUAAGAUCAGUUAUUUCCCAGCAUAGAUAUUUUCUCUCUCACAAACAACUUUAUACCACAACUACACUUGAACAACUUCCAAGUAUACAAAUGCAAAUUACUGAAUAUUACACUGCUUUAUUUACCCAUGCACCAAAAAAAGCUAAAGAACAAAUAAAUGUUAGGCUUCAGCAAAGAGGAAAACUGAAAUGACAUCAAGUGCAGCAGAGGUAACACACAAUUCUCUGGUUUCUCUGGAGAGUUAGGGCUGUAAGUAAUCAUUCUGUAAUUUUGGAACACUGACAUGAGAUUUUGCAGCAUUGAAUUCUGCUUGAUAUCCAAUGGAAACCAGCCACUAAAAUCUGGAAAUGAAUUAAUAACAUAAAGCAGUUCUAUGCAGGUACAUCAAUUUGUACCUCAAGGUUAUAAAAAUACUUCUUCAAGGCAGUGCUAUAAAUGCAGAAUUUAUAAAACUAAGAAAUAUGCAUGAAAUAUGGUUGCAUAUUCUUGAUAUUCUAUUAGAAACAACCCUAUCCACCUUGAAACAGAUGUACAAUGAAUAAAUGUCUAAAGAGCAGCACUUCAAAAUUUCAGCCACUGUUCCUUGUGCUUGUAUGGAAUAUGCAUUGCAGUGAUACAGGAAAUGAGUUAAUAAUUCAUAUUAAGUUACGAGAGAUGACCCAGACUAUGAUUCUUUUCAUUUUCUGAAGCUAAUUGAAAAUAUUAAUGAUAAUAUUGUUAUAUACUUAAUUAUUGCCUCCACUGCCAAUGCAAGGAUGUCAAUAAUGGUAAUUCAACACAAACUCCUAAGAAACUUAAACAGGCAAAUAUUUCUAUUUCAUUAAGUAAAAAAGCAAGCAUUUGACAUUCCUGUGAACUAAAUUUUCUACAAAAUCUAGACUUUAAACUGUUAUGAUUUGGAACUGCCCCAUGCCAACCAGCAGAGAGACUGGGAGGCAAAGCAUGGAAAUGAAAGAGUAAGUACUACUUCAUGUGCACACCAAUUACUGAUCCUACUGAUCACUUCUAUUUCUUGUAUCCUUUCACCAGUAUGGGCUGGCUGAUGAACUGGUUCAUUUUGCUGGCAAGUCUAUAGCUUUUAAUAGUUUUAGGUUUGGUAUUUAUUCCUUCUAGGAUUUAUAAACUGUCACUGUUUCCAUAAAUGUACAGUGGUGUGGCAGACUUCAUAGACUCCAAGCAAAAGCAAUGAAUUAGUAUCUUUAUAGCCUUUUAUUUGUACAGCUGGCAAGUCUUUGUUAAUGCUUAUUAGUGAUUAUGCUGCUUGUGCACUCAGCUUUAGGUUGUGGUGAAGCCUCCAUUACCUUAUCUUAUACAAUCAUGGAAUCAUUAGGGUUGGAAAAUGCCUCCAAGAUCAUUUAGUCCAGCCUUUCACCAAGCACCUCCAUGCCAACUAAACCACACCACUGAAUGCCACAUGCCAUGUCCUGUCAUUUCUUGGGACACCUCCAGAAAUGUUGACUCCACGACUUCCUUGGGCAACCUGUUCAAAUGCUUGACAGCUCCUUUCCAUGAGGAUAUUAUUGCUGAUGGCCAACCUGAAUCUCCCCUGCAGCUUGAGGCCAUUUCUUCUCAUCCUGUCUCUGGUUGCUGGCAGAAGAAACCAACCACCUUUCUAUGACCUCCUUUCAGGCAGUUGUAGAAUGGGAUAAGGUCUCCCCUGAGCCUCCUUUCCCCUCCAGGCUCCUCCUCAGACCUGUGCUCCAGGCCCUUCCAGGCUCAGUUGUCCUUCUCUGGACUCAGUGCAGCAUCUCAAAGUCUUCCUUGGACUGGGAGGCUCAGGAUUUGAGGUAAGGCCUCACCAGUACUGGGAACAGAGGGACAGUCCCUUCCCUGGUCCUGCUGGCCAUACUAUCCCUGAUAAAAGCCAGGAUAUCCUUGGCAUCCUUGGCUACCUUGGCACAGCUGGCUCUUGGUCAGCUGCUCUCAGCCAGCAUCUCAAAGUCCUUUUCUGCUGGGCCCCAUCUUCAGGAAUUACUGAAUGACCUGGAGAACUUUAUUGCCAUCCAGGCAAUAGGAGAACAUGUGAGGGUUGAGUUUGUUGGGUUUUGCUCACCUUUGUGGGUUGUUUCUCCACAACCGUGCAUGACAUGGUGCUCCCCACCCAGGUAAAGGGAACAGACUGCAGAGUCAAGCUCAUUGCAUUGUUUAAUGUAAGAUAAAGUUGUCAGCUAUACAAGUGAUGCCUUAAGUUUUAGCUUUCAUGUUUUUCAGAUUCUGCGCUGCCUAGGGGUGUAGCUCUGAGCUUCAUAUGAAGUGUCAGUAAGUUCUCUUCACAAGGUAGGUAGACAAAACAAUCCUAUUCCAGCUUGAGAUCAAGGACAACCAUUACAAUUUUCAGGCCCAAAAGUAUAAACAAUGGAUAACUGAAGAGAGCGACAAGGAGGAUGGAACUUCAUAACCUGAAGCUGUAAUUGGACAACCCCAAUAUGCAAUGGACCAAGACGUAUAAAAGGGAGAGGCCUCGAGACCAGUCAUCCAUUUUUGUGACCAUUUUGGGUCCAUUUUGGGUGUAGCCUUGGGCAGGCUCUUGUACUGCCCAAGGUGUAUCCAUUGAGACCUUUUAAUAAAUACCUACUUUAUUCC